AUGCCUCACCUUCCUAAUUUCAUUGUUAAUGAGAGUUUUUGUUCAGAUCAGGUGUCUUUGGCGGUUGGUGUGUCGGUGGGUCUCCUGUUUAUGCUGCUGCUGGCUCUGAUGGUUUACUGUCUGUGGAGGAGGAAGAAGGGUCAGAGUCAGUAUGAGGAGCUGCUCUCUACGGUGCCGUCAGUACCGGCAUGCUCUCCUCCGCUGAUCCUGGUGUCUCAGGGCUUUUGGACCACGUUGGUACCAUACAAUCUGAUGUUUAUUCUAGGGAUAAUGCAUGGUAUUUUAAGACUAAAUGUCAGAGCAGUGAGUUGACAUUUAACAUGUGAAUCAUCUUUACUUUCAUCGUAAUGUUUUGUGUUUUCUCUCCUGUGUUUAAGGCCCCGUGAGAUCCCUUUCACCUUACCUCCUCGCUUCAUGACACAGAACGACGCAGAUGUGAAAAACCAGCAGGAGAAAGAAGUUGAAGAGGUGAAGUUGGACGUCCCCAGGAGCAUACUGGACCAUCGUGGAUCUCUGUCAGUGAGCAGUAGGUCAUCACUAACAGCACUGGAGCACAUGCAGACAUAGUUUUCAAGGUGUCCUAUUAAAACAAUAAAACUAGCAUCAGCAUUGUAAAUAUCUAAUAAACAACAACUUAAAAAUUGAUACGGCAGUUCAGCAAGAUAUGGUUGGAAGAAUAUUGUAAGAUACUUUAUUACACUAAUACAACAGAAAUCUGGAGACACACAUUGUUGGAGACUGUGUGGGGAGAAUCAGGCCGAUCAUUUUUAUAUUUUGUAGGGAUGCUCUGGUAUUAAACCUUAUUGGCAGGAGGUAAAGAAGAGUAUGGAAAAAAUGUUGAAAGUGCAGCUUCCACUUACAUCUGAAGUUUUAUAUUUGGGAAAAGAGAAACAGGAGUUGAUAAUAAUGUUGAACAAUGUUGGUGGCGGCUAAAAAGGCCAUCACCAGAAAUUGGCUGAAAACAGAUGCGCCAAAAAUCGAGGAUUGGGUAGAGGUAAUGAUCGAUAUAUAUAUAAUGGAGAAGCUGACUUUCUCAUCUAGACUAAAAACAGAUACUUUGAAAAACUACUGGAAAAACUGGGUUGAUUUUGUGUCUCAGUUGAUAGCAGACUUUGUGCAGUAAAGACUAUGUGUAUUGUAGACGACUGAUCCCCUUGGUUCAGGCUACAAACGUGUUCAUUGUUCAUAUGUUUAUUAUGUUUACCCUCCAACAGGAGAAAGGAGACAAUGCAAGAGAGGUGUGAAAAUAAGGACAUGAGUAAAAAGUGUUUCAUUUUACUACACAGUUAUUCUACUGUAACUUUAUUAUUUUUAUUUAUUUUUAUUUAUUUAUAUAUUAUAUAUUUAUUUAUAUUAUUUAUUUAUAUAUUAUAUAUUUAUAUUUUUUAUUUUAUUUAUUUAUUUAUUUUUUAUUUUUUUUAAAGUUUAUGUCUGACUAUGUCUCUGCUCCGCGGUAGAGAAAUAUUAUAUACAGUUGGAAAUUUGUUCAAUAUAUGUAAAAUGUUGAUGGGAUAUUGAUAUGUGAAAUCAAUAAAAAAGAAAAUUAAAGAAAAAAUAACCCGCUGUAUCUUAUGGCUCAGCGUUGUCAAGAGGCUGAUCAUGAGAGCUGCAACUUUCCUUAGACAUCAGAUGUUAAACCCACUAAAAACUCAGGUGGAAACAGGUUAAAAAGACUCUUUCAAUGAGAAUAAUUUACAGUUAAAAGCAACAUCACAUCCUGGUCUGAACAGGGGACUUCUUUCCUCCUUUUCUUGAAUCGUCUUUGUCCUUUUCUCGUGCACAAUCCUGGUUUUAGAUUCACUAGUUAUUGUCGUCUUUAUCUACUUUGGUACUUUGUGAUUAUUAGUCAGUUGUCUUCUGGAAGUAGCUGAGCAGUCAAUUAGUUUUUAUUCAGUCUAGAAAGCUGAGCGACCUUCUGAGGACUUAAGAUCUUGGAAGACGUUUGGACUUGGACCCCCACCCUGAAGAGCACCAGAGGAGAAACUCUCUGUCCCCACUCUCCAUGCGUCUGUAUUUUUUCUGCGGUUUUGUAGAAACAAUUUGAUUUCAGUUCGUGUGUCUUUCAGGAUGGUACCCCGUGGGAACGGUCCUGGCCGGUCUCUACUCUGUCCCUCCUCUGAAUGAGGUGGUGGCCCCUCCCCCCGGCAUGGCCACCCGUCUCUGCUUCUCUGUGGAGUACCGGCACGGCAGCGAGCAGCUCAUGGUUUCCCUAAUCCGCCUCGGCAACCUCCCUCCUCGUUUCCAUGGCAAUGCCACGCUGGUGGAGCUCAGGCUUCUCCCUGAUGACCGGCGGCCCCGUCAGGCGAAAGCCCGGGGCACGGGGCCCGACCCUGAGUUCAACGACUGCUUCAUUUUCCAGGUGAGGUUUAGACUUAUAACACAUCUAAGGAGUGUAAGCUUUGAGGGUUGUGAAAACAAACGUUUGCCUCUGCAGGUGUCCGGUCUGUGCGUACCUCAGGGCACUCUGAGUCUGUGUGUGCUGAGCGUGGAGCGAGAUGGAAAACGCCACGCUGUGGGGAGGGUGCUGUUUCCUCUGGAGGGGGAGCUCGGUCAGGCGGGCAGGGUGCUGUGGAGGGACCUGGAGUCAGAGGACGACACACAGGUACUCCCUGUAGCACGCACAUUAUUCACACAUGAACACAAAGGUUUGAUGAUCUGUCAUGUUGAAUCUGUGUCAGUGUUCAGAGCUGGGUGAUGUGCAGAUAUCUCUCAGCUACAGUCCGGCUCUGCAGCGCCUCUCUGUGGUCAUCCUGAGGGCCCGGGGGCUUCACCUGCUCACAGAAGCAGGUGUGAUCACGAUAAAAGUUGAUGAAUGAUACAAAUUUAGUCCACAGUCUAUAUAUAUUUCAUCAUAUAUGUGUGUCUCCAGGUGUGUGUGUCCAGGUGAGCUUACAGAUACACACCCAGGUGGUGAAAAUAAAGCGCAGCUGCGUGGUCAAAGGUGUGAACCCUCAUUUCAACCACAGGAUGACCUUUAAACUCCGCCCUCAGCACUUAGACGAGGCUUGUCUCAGGUUUGAGCUGCAGGAGCCGAAUGACGACCGCUCAGGUGUGAAGGUCAUCGCCGAAUCUUCUGCUGUCUUAUAAAAUGUCUCUUAGCUUUUCAGCACCUGUGAUCAGGUCAUCGCUUUCUGUAUUUUUUCUCCCAGAGCCUCCUGCCCUGCUCGGCGUGCUCGUGUUGGGUCCCUUCAUGUAUGCCAGAGGCCAGCAGCUGCAGCACUGGAUGGACAUGGUCAACACGCCGCAGGAGACCAUUAAGCUGUGGCACAGACUGAGCAGGGCUGCAUAA
Messenger RNA from Xyrichtys novacula (pearly razorfish), 3289 nucleotides. Lineage: Eukaryota; Metazoa; Chordata; Actinopteri; Labriformes; Labridae. The record is from the annotation of a GenBank genome assembly.